CACGUGCAAUUUUUUCUGAACAACAAUUAGCUCAAAUGAGUCCGUGCGUAGAUGAUUUAACCCAGCGAUUGAAACCGGUUGUCUGUGAAUUUGCGGAGCGCGCAAAUCCGGCUGAUCGUGCAAAUGGUCAGGCGAAAGUGUCACAAGCAUUCUACAAUGUUUUUGCGCAAACACGUGCUGAAUGGAUAAAAUCUGGCAAGAUGGAUGAAACGGGAAAUCUUCUUGGAGUAACAGCAGCGGAGGUAUUUGCCGAUAUUCAGGCGACAUUGGCCGGUAGUCAGCCUCCACCAUCCGUCAACAAUGAUGAUACGACAACGGCUGGUCAAAAUGAACGCGAUCAAAAUGUGAACAUUGAUGCAUAG
This is a messenger RNA of Didymodactylos carnosus, 362 nucleotides long. The record is from the annotation of a GenBank genome assembly. NCBI's taxonomy places the organism in Eukaryota, Metazoa, Rotifera, Eurotatoria, Philodinida, Philodinidae.